This is a messenger RNA of Aspergillus luchuensis, 846 nucleotides long. RefSeq names its product interferon alpha-inducible IFI6/IFI27 family protein. The coding region runs from base 1 to 846 and encodes 281 amino acids. The transcript is spliced from 2 exons. The record is from RefSeq and is a predicted model, not a curated record. NCBI's taxonomy places the organism in Eukaryota, Fungi, Ascomycota, Eurotiomycetes, Eurotiales, Aspergillaceae.
AUGCGAAGUAAAUGCGCCUUGCCGCAGCCUCUCUGCACGAGCCCCCUGUCACUGUACAGAAAAGCCCAACCGAACCAACACCACCACGUAGAUACCGACAGCCUUGCGUCGCAGCUGGCUACUAAUAACAACUCUUAUCUACCCCUCCCUCAAGGCUCAGGAAAAAACCACCAACGAUCCCCGCAAGCACCGCCACCGUUGAAUGCAGCGCCAUCACACUUGAACAUGCAACUUACCACCUUCCUCUUCACCCUCGUCCAUCUCUUAGCGCUCACCUCCGCAGCAAUGACAGGCAACUUCAUGGGGUUGGGGUCUGUAUUUAACACCACACAGACAACCAUCCAACGUCUCCAACAAGUAGCAGGACAUCUCUCCGAUACAUCCAGUCUGAAUCUUACGGGUCUGAAUGUGACGAACGUGGAUCUGAAUCUGAAUCUGACUCAACUCGCCAACCGGACCGGUUCCUACGUGGAUGCUGCGAAGCCGCAAAUCGCCCGAGCGGGGAAUGCGACAAAAGACUAUGUUGUGAAACAUCCCUACCAGACAAUCUUUAGCAUCGUGGGUAUUGUCUACCCGGGAGGGUUGCUUAACCUGGUGGGAUAUGGUCGGUUGGGGCCAUGGGCAGGGUCGUUGGCAGCAUGGAGCCAAUCCUACCUGGGAAAUCCUGUCGCACGAAGUGUCCGGGCGUGUUUGCAAAGCGCGGCGAUGAAUGGGUAUGCGGCGGCUCCGGUGUUGAACACUGUGCGGGGGGUGUUAGUGUCAGCUGGGGGUUAUAUGGUGUGGAAGGAGGGGUUCAAUAAUGGGAAAGGUGAACAACAAGAGGGAAACGAAGGAAAGGAAGAAUGA